Molecule: messenger RNA, 2810 nt
Organism: Portunus trituberculatus (swimming crab)
Lineage: Eukaryota; Metazoa; Arthropoda; Malacostraca; Decapoda; Portunidae
Product: solute carrier family 23 member 1-like
Exons: 9
Coding region: 138-1382 (414 amino acids)
Biological process (GO): transmembrane transport
Cellular component (GO): membrane
Molecular function (GO): transmembrane transporter activity
Source: RefSeq, a predicted model, not a curated record
UCAUUGGCCAAAAAAUUUGUCUGGGUUGUGAUGCAUGAGUGAAUGCUGUUCAUUGAACAUGGCACACAUGCUAUUAGUACAAAUUUAAAGUAAUAGGUUACCUUUGAACCAACAAGAAUGAUAAUAUUUGUACUUAAAUGAUGUUUCACUUCUUCCUCUUCUUACCAGGACUGAUGGGGCUUGUACUCCGAUGGAUUACCCCAUUAACCAUUGUGCCAACAGUUACCUUGGUGGGUCUGGCCCUUUUUGACAUUGCAGCAGACAAAGCAUCCUUAAACUGGGGCAUUGCUAUACUAACCAUAGUGUUAUUGGUCAUGUUCUCUCAGUACUUGAAGGAGGUCCCACUACCCAUCCCUCUCUACAAAGUGGGAUCAGGAUGCACCAUCUCUUGGUUCUACCUCUUCAAGCUUUUCCCCGUGCUUUUAGCGAUCCUUCUUUCCUGGGGCCUGUGUGCUAUUCUGACAGCUGCAGAUGCAUUUCCUGAGGAUAAUCUGGCACGUACAGACCUCAAUAUAGAUAUAAUCAGCAAUUCACCAUGGUUCAGGUUUCCCUACCCUGGUCAGUGGGGACUGCCUACUGUAUCACCAGCUGCAGUGCUGGGCAUGAUAGCUGGUGUGAUUGCCUCCAUGAUUGAAAGUGUCGGUGACUACUAUGCUUGUGCUAGGAUUGCAGGAGCUCCUCCUCCACCCAUCCAUGCCAUCAAUCGAGGCAUUGGCAUUGAAGGCAUUGGGUGUCUGCUGGCAGGGCUAUGGGGCUCUGGCAAUGGCACUACAUCUUACUCUGAGAAUAUUGGAGCUAUUGGAGUAACAAAGGUGGGCAGCCGCCGUGUGGUCCAAUUUGCAGCUAUUACCAUGAUGAUAUUUGGUAUUAUUGGAAAAUUUGGAGCAGCAAUGGUGACCAUCCCAGAUCCAGUAGUGGGUGGAAUCUUCUUAGUUAUGUUCUCUAUGAUCACUGCCGUGGGCCUGUCUUCACUUCAGUAUGUCAGCCUCUCCUCUUCCAGAAACAUCUUCAUCAUUGGAUUUUCAAUCUUCUUUGGACUGGCAUUGCCUAAGUGGUUUCAAGCUAACAGUGGCAUCCUACAGACUGGGAGUGAAACCUUUGAUCAGGUUUUGACUGUGCUCCUACAGACGAGCAUGCUUGUUGGGGGCAUCCUUGGCUGCUUCUUGGACAACACAAUACCAGGCACACCAGAAGAGCGUGGACUGCUGAAGUGGAACAAACACCUGAUUUCAUCACAAGAUAAAGAUGAAAGCAAAUCAGAUAGUUAUGACUUCCCAAUAGGCAUGGAGGCAAUAAAGAGGAUGUCUUGGACUGAGUAUCUGCCUUUCUGCCCAAAUUUUACUGGAUGUUGUAGGAGAAGGAAAGGAAGCUUUGCACCAUAAGCAGAGCACAAUGUAAGUUUCCCACUGCACAAAGACAAAAAGGCAGUAAUAAGGAAAAAACAAACUGUCUUGCAUUCCUUGUCAAGUGACAAGCAUUUGUAACUAGUGGUCACUUUUUGUUUUUAUAGUACAUUACUGAUUUUUAUAUAGUGCAUGUUUGUGUAUUUUUUAUUGUAGAAUGUAAAGAAUGAGAGUAUUUUUCUAACUUUGUAGAAAGUCAACUGCUCGUCAGAAGGAUGUUCCUGCACCUUCAUCUUAGUCUUCCCCUGAUCUUUCCUUAUCUUCAGAAAUAAUGAAUCUCUCUCUCUCUCUCUCUCUCUCUCUCUCUCUCUCUCUCUCUCUCUCUCUCUCUCUCUCUCUCUCUCUCUCUCUCUCUCUCUCUCUAAUAGAUAUGUAAAUUGCAUUUUGUGGAUAUUGAUAUGUGUAUUGUAUAUAUAUGUACUGCAUAUCUAUUAUAGUUAAUGGAUGGAUAGAUUGAUAGAUUGCCUAAUGAAAUAAAGAUAGAUAUAGACAGAUAGAUAAAUAUGUGUAUGUGAUUUAACAUGGAUAUUAUAAGAUGUACAUAGAAGAGUUCAUUGUUCUAAGAUGUUCACAAAGUUACAUUAAUACAUUAGGCUUCCCAAUAUGUCACUUAGGGUUCAAUAUAACAUGUAGCCUAGACAAGAUACUUAAGGGGCUUUCCCACUUUCACGAAUUCCAUGCCGAUGAGCUACGAACUUGACAUCGUAGCUCAUCGUGAGGUGAGGUUCUUGGCUAUCGUAGAACAUCUUAGCAGCAUUGUAGGUCAUCGUAGCACAUCUUAACGGUUCUUGGAAGAAGCCGAAGUUAAAGAUGAACUACGAAUUGCUACGAUGUUCCACGAUGCUCCAAGAUACUGUUACAAUCUUCUACGAUGCACUUACGAUGACCUACAAAGUUUGACAUCGUAGCACAUCGUGAAGAAAUUUCAAACAUGUUUAAAAUUUUUCGUCAGUAUUCCGAAACAGCACAGUGCGAUACGAAUCGCGAAGAAGUUGUCUACGAAUGAAGCCGAUGUUGAUCAUGAUGCCUCAGGAAGUGCUACGAUGCCAAGUUCAUAGCUCAUCGGCGUGAAAUUCAUGAAAGUGUGAAAGCCCCUUUGGUGAGAGAGGUGUUGAAUAUUAGUCUCAUUUCUUAACAAGGAUUGAAAUAUGAUGGCAGAGAUAAUUACUACAAUGACCAGGCCAAAGAUUUAAUAUGUGACAACUGCCCAGUCUCUUAAUGAAAGGAGACAUUUAAAGGAAACUGAAAAGGAUCCAAAGAAUAGCCGGAGCUAGAAAAAUAAUAUAUAAAAACUAAAAGAAUAAGUCUUGACCAACACUAAAGGUAAAGAAAAAAAAUCAUUUUCUUGCAGAAAUCUAGAACUUGGGAACAAACUACAGCACAUGAGGAAGUAGUAUCAGCAAAGAG